ACCGUGGUGAGAUAAAUCCAAUUCAAUAAAUGCUAGGUAUUGUGGAACAGUGUUUUGGAGUGACGUAGAGGGCCUGGGAGUGAAAGCCCAAGUCAAAAUGGACGCCUGCAACUCAGUUGAGCGUGAGCUCGAUAAAUUAUUAGGACGGUUUGAUCAGUUUAGGGGUAACUUAGAGAAAUUAGAUGAUCUGAUAAAACACAUCCAGUCUACAAAGAAUGGUUUGGAUGGAGCUCCACCCGGCACACAGUUGAGCCCUCUCCAGGCACAUAUAAUUUCUGCAUGUGGCAAAAAAAUUAAGGAUGCAACUCAAAAAAUUGCAACAGAACACAAAGAGAUCCACAGCAGUGUUUCAAAAGUUGGAAAAGCAAUUGACAGGAACUUCGUAUCUGAUUUUACUGGCACAACACAAGAAGGAAUAUUUUCAGGGAAUGAAGCAGUUUUACUAAAUGAAGCAAUAAGUGAGCAUUUAUUACGGCAAGGCCAUGUUGAUGUGGCUGACAUGUUGAUACAGGAAGCCAAUCUGACACUUGAUGAAAAGCAAAAAGAACCUUUUUUGGAACUUAACCGGAUUUUAGAAGAAUGCAAAAAUCAUAACGUGGAACCUGCACUCAGGUGGGUUCAACUAAAAAGGGAUGAGCUCCAAUCAAAAAACAGCUCUCUUGAAUUUAAGUUGCAUAGACUGAAAUUUAUAGAUUUGGUAAAAGAGGGACAGUGGAGAGAGGCUCUGGAAUAUUCGAAAAAUUUUUCACGAUUUACUACUCAAAUAAAAGAGAUUCAGCGACUAAUGGGCUGCUUUGCUUUCAUGAGGAUUGGAUUGGAGAAUUCUCCAUACUCGGAUUUGCUGGAUCCGGUAAAUUGGCUAGAAAUCAACGACAUUCUUGCCCGAGAUGCAUGCACACUUCUUGGUCUCUCCAUCAGCAGUCCUCUUGAAGUCAGCGUCACCACCGGCUGUAUUGCUCUUCCUACCCUCCUUCAAAUAAAGCAAGUAAUGAGACAGCGACAGUGCACUGGAGUGUGGAGUUCCAAGGAGGAAUUACCGGUUGAAAUUGAACUGGAGAAUGACUAUCGUUUCCAUUCAAUAUUCGCUUGCCCGAUAUUACGUCAGCAAUGCGGCCGUACCAACCCUCCAAUGAGACUGGUUUGUGGCCAUGCAAUCUCUAAAGACGCCCUCAAUAAACUGGUAACCGGAAACAAAUCGUUUUUUGCUUCAAGGUUGAAGUGUCCUUACUGCCCAAUGGAGAUGGACCCAAAACAGGCACAACAGAUCAGGUUUUGAUUGGCCAAGACGUUCUUUGGCUCGAAUGGGUUAAAGUGGUGCAAAUAUUGCGAACCAGGUCAGUUGGCGUUGUGUUGAGAAGGUCAUGAUUUCCCGAAAGUUCAGAUGGACUGUAGCAAAUUUUGUGCUUUGCAGGACACGUUAGAAGGGCUGAACCAUACCGUUAAAUCUCUCUAUUUCCUGUCCAGGGUUUAAUGAGUUCUUUUAAAUUUACUGUUAUCAAGAAAAGUAGACAGUAACCUUUUGCCGACCAAUCGAGAGAAGUCUAUGAACGAAACCAAAGCUACUGCAUAGAAUCAUCUUGAUAUGGAUACAACCUAGUAAUUCUAUUUCACCAAAGAGUAGCAGCAGGUAUCUAUUUGAGUCUGCUGCAGGGCAGGGAAGGUACUUUUUUAAAUACCAGACAGUAUGAUCGUUGAUAACGCUCAGCAAAUCCCAUAGUUCUUGAAGCAACCUAAAGCUUUUACUGUACCUGCUAAAGCGUUAUUUUUAGGCUUUUCAAGGUGGAUUGGCUUUUCUAACUCUCUAUCGCUUCUUUUAACCAAAUCAGAUUGUUUUCUUAACAUACUCUUCAUUUUGGAUACGAUAUUGCGAAAAGGAUAUUCAUACCUCUUAUCUCACUUUUCAUAAGAUGUCUCGUUUGACUGUUGAAUCGCAACUGGCAUCUCUUAUAUGAUGGAUUGACGGUGCUAAUUUUAGGUUUUGAAUUUGAUUUGGUGUAUUUAGGUUUUAAUGUAGAAAAGUGUUUCUAUUUAAAGUGAACAAAAAUUGAAAU
Messenger RNA from Rhopilema esculentum, 2051 nucleotides. The record is from RefSeq and is a predicted model, not a curated record. Lineage: Eukaryota; Metazoa; Cnidaria; Scyphozoa; Rhizostomeae; Rhizostomatidae.